This is a messenger RNA of Phanerochaete carnosa HHB-10118-sp, 426 nucleotides long. RefSeq lists its product as uncharacterized. The transcript has a single exon. Lineage: Eukaryota; Fungi; Basidiomycota; Agaricomycetes; Polyporales; Phanerochaetaceae. The record is from RefSeq and is a predicted model, not a curated record. The annotation marks the transcript as partial.
CCGCUCAUGGCCCGGCGUUAAUGCAGGAGGGUGUCCAGACGGCAUCGACGUCGCGUAAUCCUCCUCCGCCGGUUGGACAAGAUGUUGCCCACCCAGCGCAUGCACAAGUACCGGACAUAUUCGCGCAGAAUCUCCUAUCACCGGCCUUUGAUGCACGUAAUCCGUUUGAUAUUUCGAUGUUCGGAGAUAGCGUCGGAGACCUUGGCAACAUGGAUUUCGCAUCUGACUUCAGCGAAUGGUUCAACGACCCCAGCAUAAUUAGUAAUGUGAUAUAGAGUCGCGCUAGGAUGCAUGCGCGGCGCAACGAAGUGUGCUGUUUGUUGUCCCAGAAUGUAUAUUGCACCGCUCUCAGACCUUAGUUGAGAUGCCCGUGGCACAUUAAAUGGUGCUGUAAUCGUUAUUGGAUCGCCCAGCGUCAAGGCAACG